GAGAGGGAGGCGGGUGGACAAUACAGAGAUCCUAGAUGCUCUCUAUUCCACCCCUUCUCGUUUCUCUCCACCCCUCUCUCCCACUCCCUCCGUCAUUCCAUCAGGUCCUCACAAACACAGAAGUUCAGAGAGAAGACAGCUCCUGUACCAGAGAAGGAAAGAAACAAAGAAACGGAGAAAGAGAGAAAGAGUGAGGGGAGUAAAAAAAAAGAAGUGGUAUUAACAGUGGAGGACAAGUUUUGGAGGAGAGGAGAGCGAAGGGAGAGAGGGGUGGUUUAGGUGGGGGGUGGGUGGGUAGCAUACAAGGCUGCUCCGUCUGUCUCCUCCAUCCCUUCGUCUCCGUCGCCGUGGGUUCACAGCUCUCCCUCUCCCUCCCCCCCUCCCUCGCUCCCUACCUCCCCCGCUCGCUGCUGGCGGGAGCCUCCGAGCUGCUGCGGCGAAGGUCGUCUCGGAUGGAGUCGCCGAGAGACGUAGGAGGAGAGACGAUGGAGCGUGGGGAGCGGCCAGAGCGGGCCGAGCCGCUGACGGAUGCCGAGCGGGAGAUCAUCCAGAACACCUGGGGACCCGUCUACGAGAACUGCGAGGACGUGGGGGUGUCGGUCCUCAUAAGGUUCUUUGUGAACUUCCCAUCGGCCAAGCAGUACUUCAGCCAGUUUCAGGACAUGGAUGACCCAGAGGAGAUGGAGCGCAGUGCCCAGCUGAGGCACCACGCCCGCCGGGUGAUGGGCGCCAUCAACACGGUGGUGGAGAACCUCCACGACCCAGAGAAAGUGUCCUCUGUUCUAGCUCUGGUGGGCAAGGCUCAUGCUGUCAAACACAAGGUGGAGCCCAUGUACUUUAAGAUCCUGUGUGGUGUAAUACUGGAGGUGUUGUCGGAGGACUUCCCAGAAUGCUUCACGGCAGAGGUGCAAAUGGUGUGGACCAAACUGAUGGGGGCGGUGUACUGGCAUGUGACGGGCGCCUACACAGAGGUCGGCUGGGUGCAGCUCUCCAGCUCGGCAGUGUGAGGGGCGAUAGCAGGGGAGUGCAGGGCUUUAAUGGUUUGUACGGAUCCUGAAGGGGAAGUUCGGUCUCUGUAACGCCCCUGUCCAAGAAAAAUGAAGGGAACAGGGAUGUUGAAAGGUGAUUUUUUAGGGCUGAGACUGUUCAUAGAAUAUCUUGUUGUGUUCAACUUUUGGGGGAAUCUUUCCCCUCUCCCAACUGACUCAUUGUGUGUACUUUACUGUAUUGCCCCUGAGGUGUUGUCUGUAUAGCCCCUGAGGUGUUGUCUGUAUAGCCCCUGAGGUGUUGUCUGUAUAGCCCCUGAGGUGUUGUCUGUAUAGCCCCUGAGGUGUUGUCUGUAUAGCCCCUGAGGUGUUGUCUGUAUAGCCCCUGAGGUGUUGUCUGUAUAGCCCCUGAGGUGUUGUCUGUAUAGCCCCUGAGGUGUUGUCUGUAUAGCCCCUGAGGUGUUGUCUGUAUAGCCCCUGAGGUGUUGUCUGUAUAGCCCCUGAGGUGUUGUCUGUAUAGCCCCUGAGGUGUUGUCUGUAUUGCCCCUGAGGUGUUGUCUGUAUAGCCCCUGAGGUGUUGUCUGUAUAGCCCCUGAGGUGUUGUCUGUAUUGCCCCUGAGGUGUUGUCCGUAUAGCCCCUGAGGUGUUGUCUGUAUAGCCCCUGAGGCGUUGUCUGUAUAGUGUACAGUUAGUGAGCGUGUGUAUUCUCUUAUGCCCUCAUUCAACACUCAUUGUAGUAUUGUAAAUCUUCAAUGUUUUCAAGGGGACUAAGGGCUCCAUUUUAGGGAGUUUUGUUGCUCACUGAAAGUAUGCCACUUUGGAUUCCCAAAUACACCCUGUCUCUUUCCAUGCCCAUCUCAUGCACUAUACUAAACACACCCAUCUGCUAACACCCUGUCCAUACGGCAAUUGGCUAUUUUAAUUUACAAACAGUUUCAAAGUGAUGGGAUAGAGCCACAGGCUGACAGACCACUGUUAGGGUACCAUCUCCUCUUUAUAAGCAUGCACACACACACACACACACACACACACACACACACACACACACACACACACACACACACACACACACACACACACACCACUCUGCUGACUUGGACCACCCAUAUGCUAAUAUCUACGGAGCAUUUACUUGGUUUACAUCUCCUCAUUAAACUCCCCAUUAAGGGUUUAAGAAACUGACUCCGGAGGUCACUGGAAAUACAACGGACACUUUGAAGUAGCAUCAGGUACUUAACCUCUGAACCACUAGGGUAAGAAAAAAUAUUAAUAUCGACCAUAUCUGAUAUACUAACACUCUACAACCCUACCAAGAGGUCUAGAUACUUUGGUCCAGUUUAAACCAUGUUGGGUUGGCAUGUACACCAUGUUGGGUUGUAGUCCCCUGUAGCUCAGUUGGUAGAGCAUGGCGCUUGCAACGCCAGGUUGUGGGUUCGUUUCCC
This is a messenger RNA of Coregonus clupeaformis (lake whitefish), 2428 nucleotides long. It is a transcript of the gene cygb2, whose product is annotated as cytoglobin 2. The coding region runs from base 453 to 1007 and encodes 184 amino acids. Gene Ontology annotation, molecular function: heme binding; iron ion binding; oxygen binding. The transcript is spliced from 3 exons. The record is from RefSeq and is a predicted model, not a curated record. NCBI's taxonomy places the organism in Eukaryota, Metazoa, Chordata, Actinopteri, Salmoniformes, Salmonidae. Gene Ontology annotation, biological process: oxygen transport.